GAGUUAUCUUCCUGGAUCCAGCGUGGAACCUUCACCUUGUAACAGGAAGAGCUGCUCAGAUACAAAGUAUCAUUAUCAGAACGCAGGGAAACACAAUAAACACAGACCAGCCGGGGCUGGUGGAACUGACUGGCAGCUCUGCGAUAUAAAUCAGCACCGCCAGCGCUGCCAAGGAUACCAGCACCAGUGUCCGCCCAUCUAUAUAUACAGGGAUACCAGCACCAGUGUCCGCCCUGCUAUUUAUACAGCACUGACAGGGAUACCAGAGUAGGUGGGGUGCCAGUCCUGACUCCUGCUAUUGGAUCAGUAUACACAGCGCUGCCAGGGAUACCAGUGUGGGUGGGUGCCAGUCCUGACUCCUGCUAUUGGAUCAGUAUACACAGCGCUGCCAGGGAUACCAGAGUGGGUGGGUGCCAGUCCUGACUCCUGCUAUUGGAUCAGUAUACACAGCGCUGCCAGGGAUACCAGUGUGGGUGGGGGUGCCAGUCCUGCUAUUGGAUCAGUAUACACAGCGCUGCCAGGAAUACCAGAGUGGGUGGCUGUCUGUCCUGCUAUUAGAUCAGUAUAUCCAGCGCUGUCAAGAGUACUCCCUCCAGUGGAAGUGGCUGCCAGUCCUGCUGUUUUACUCAUUGAUCAACCCAGCGAAUCCCUGUCAGUGCCAAGGGUACCAGAUCAGGGAUUGUCGCCGACAGAAGGCGCUAUGGCUGAAGGGGGCACUCAGGCUCCCGGUGAAUGGGCUCGCCUGGAGACAGCUAUUAUGAACGGUUUCAGGCAGAUGAGAAGCCGGUACCUGCAGAGUGUGAGGAGUCGGGAAGACCCCCAGGACAAAGAGACACGAUAUGCCAGGGAUAGCUCGGAGCUGGUGGAUAGCCCACUGUGUGCCCUGCCGGUUGAUAUGCAACUCUACAUUUUGUCAUUUCUGUCACCACAAGAUCUCUGCAUGCUUGGAUCAACUAAUCAUUAUUGGCACCUGCUGGUCCAGGAUCGCGUGCUUUGGAAAUAUUUCCUAUUACGAGAUCUUCCAUCUUGGCCUUUCAUCGAAUGGCACAGUCUACCGGACCAAAAUAUACUGCACUCGUGCUUUUCUGAAUCACAGGAGGGGAAAGCUCCUAAUUAUAUGUCUAUAUAUUUAAAAUGCUGCCCUAGAAACCGAAAAACUUUGCGGCCAAGACACCCUGUUUAUGGUGCAGUAAGCAACUUUCUCCAGUCGCUGGUGAUGCAUGGAGAGCCUCGAUUUGCUAUGUUUGGCCCUGGAAUAGAACAGAUGGAUGAUUCUUUGGUUGCCCGAAUGAUGACCUCUCCCGAUCUUGUUCCAGUUAUGUGCAUACUUCAGAAACAAAUUCAUGGAAUUGGCUCGGGUGUUACUUUUCAACUCGACAAUCAACAUAAAUUUAACAUUUUAACUUUAUAUACCAGAACAAGGUCCGAGAGAGAUCGAGCACGUGUGGAUCAGAGCCCAGCAGGAAAUAAAAUAUUUGUGUCUCAAAAUUCCGUACCAAACACAAAAGGAACACCAUACACUUUAAUACCACAAGUGAAGGAGGUAUGCAAAGUUGUGGAUGGAUUCAUCUAUGUGGCAAAUGCCGAAACUAACCGAGAACACAAUCGACAAGAUGAAGUUGCGCAGAUUCUGGCCAUGACAGACCCAGAGUUUGGACCACAGAAGAGACCGUUUUUGGUUCUAGCUUGUGUAUCUCACCCAGGGGACAAGCGUAUUCCAUGUGUUUAUUUGGCUCAUGAAUUGUGUCUCACCGAGUUAAAUCGUCCUUGGAUGGUGCAAAACACAGAAGUUUCCACUCUUUCUGGCUUACUUGAUGGUGUUGAAUGGCUUCUUAGUGAAGUGGGAUGGAAGCUGUAACAUUGAAGAAUGUAGUGCCCACGGCUCUAUAAAAAAGUUAAAAUUAUUUUAAGCAUAGAUAACUUUUUAAAAUAUUGUAUAAUGCGGAUAUAUUUCCUGUUGAGUCAUUUAUUUUAUUUUUUUAAUGAUGCUCCUGUAAACAUGCAUUAUUUGCACAUAAACAGUCUUAAAUAUA
Pelobates fuscus (common spadefoot toad) is the source of this 2033-nucleotide messenger RNA. RefSeq names its product F-box protein 4 (gene FBXO4). Bases 701 to 1858 code for a protein of 385 amino acids. Gene Ontology annotation, molecular function: protein binding. The record is from RefSeq and is a predicted model, not a curated record. Gene Ontology annotation, cellular component: SCF ubiquitin ligase complex. Gene Ontology annotation, biological process: SCF-dependent proteasomal ubiquitin-dependent protein catabolic process; protein polyubiquitination. The transcript has 7 exons. Lineage: Eukaryota; Metazoa; Chordata; Amphibia; Anura; Pelobatidae.